AGGCGCCAAUCUAUAAGCAUCGACUCUGAUUGUUGUUUGGCUUCUUCUCUUCCCAAAAAAACCAAAAAAAAAACAGAGGCAGUGAAACAGGAGGGUUUGCAAUGGCCGUAUUGGAGUUAUGAAGACCUCGUACUCGUAGUAUUGAAUGACACUUGUGAGAGAGAGAUAAUCCAUGCUAGCCAAAGUUUUCAGUACUUUGAUUGUCGCAAAGAGGAGAAGUUUGUUUCAGCUUUUCCCAGAAAGCUUUGCAAGACGUUGGAAUUUAUGGGAGCUGCGUGCACUAGUUUUUCUUAGCUUUUCCUUACAAACUGCUCUAAUUUUUUUGGGUAACAGGAGAAAAUACAAACAUCAAAUGUGGGUGACAGUAGUUCUCUGGCUUGCCUACCAAAUAGCAGACUGGGCAACAAAUUUCUCAUUAAAUGUCCUCUCGCAUGGCCAAGAUGACUGUAAAACAAACUCUUUAGAUCCGAACUAUAUAACAAUGACAUUUUGGGCACCUCUUUUUCUUGUCCAGCUUUGCAGCCCAGACACCAUCACAGCCUAUUCUCUGGAGGACAACGAACUCUGGUUUAGGCACUUGUUCAGUCUUGUCAGCUCUUUUGCAGUAGCCAUUUACAUCAUAAACAGGUCCUGGACGGGCAGCCUAGUUGAUUAUUUAGCCAUUCCAAUGCUUGUGGCUGGAAUGAUCAAGUUUGCAGAGAGGAAUUGGGUUCAAUAUAUGGCCAGCAGCGAUCAAUUUAGAGACUCCAUGCUGCCUCCUCCUGACCCGGGGCCUAACUAUGCCAAAUUCAUGGAUGCCUAUAGUGCCAAAGAAUCAGAGGGAUUUAAAAUUAAUAGAGGGCCACUGAUUGAAACUCCCACAGAAGAGGAUCCUUUCCAAUCAACUGCUGCAAAAAUCAACAAUAUUCCAGAUGAAGACAUUUUAGAUCAAGCGUAUUCCUCUUUCGAUACUUUCAAGAAGCUCUUUGCUGAUCUCAUACUUAGCUUCCAGGAUUACAAAAAAAGCCGGUCUUUCUUCCACAAACACUCUUGCAAGGUGGCUUUUCAAGUGAUCGAGGUUGAACUUGGAUUCAUUUAUGAUGUUCUCUACACCAAGGCAAUUGUGAUAUAUUCUCGCUCUGGCUUGGCAUUAUUUCUCCGAUUGAUCAGUUUAUCUUUGGUCGCUUGUGUGUUUUGUGCCUUCCUGAUCAUUCGUUGGCAUAAUUUCCGAGAAACCAAUGUGAUAAUUACUUGCGCAUUGCUGGGUGGAGCUAAUAUUCUAGAAUUCUACGAGGUAAUUCUAUUCUUUUCCUCAGAUUGGACAAUGCUUUGGUUGGGUAGGCAUAAAAAUCUGCUGGUAGAUUGGAUCAAUAAAACAAUAUAUUUUCUCCGAUGUUGGCAUCUCGUACCUGCAAACAAGAGAUGGUCUGAUCAUAUGGCUGAAUACAAUCUGUUAUUUUUUUGCCUCAAAGAGAAGUCUGCAACACCAGGUCAAAUCUGGAAGUUCAUUCGUGAAAAAUUAAAGAGAUUUCGGUACAAGAGUAAAGCUGUCCCAGCAGAGUUGAAAGAAUUGAUCUUUAAAUUGCUUACGGAAAAAUCAAUGAGUGCCAAGAACAUUAAGGAAUGUAAGCAGUUAUGUGCUUUUAGAGGUUCUCCGGUACUGGAGAUAAUGGACUGUCUUGAUCAACUUGGCUGGAGCGUCGAGGUGGAAUUCGACCAGAGCAUUCUUAUCUGGCACAUAGCCACCGAUAUCUGCUAUCAUCUAAGCACUAACUCAAGUUCUGAUGAAAAUUCACAGCGCAAAAUAAGCGAACUACGCAAAAUAAGCAAGAUGUUAUCGGAUUAUAUGUUGUAUCUUCUUGUCAUGUGCCCCUUCAUGCUGCCAAAUGGAAUUGGACAGAUCAGAUUUCAAGACACUUGCGCCGAGGCCAUUGAUUUUUUACAAGAAUACAAUUCCAUAACAGAAGUUUAUGAAGCUUGCACCGAGUUACUUCAAGUGAACACUAAAGUUAUGCCAUCUGAAGUGAAAGGAGAUAGAAGCAAAUCGGUGCUAUUUGAUGCAUGUAGGCUGGCCAAAACUCUACAAAAUCUGGAGAUAGAGAGGCAAUGGAAGGUGGUGAGUCAUGUUUGGGUCGAGAUGAUGUCUUAUGCCGCGACUCACUGUCGAUGGCAAUAUCAUGCUAAGCAGCUCACAAAAGGUGGAGAGUUGCUUACUCAUGUCUCGCUUCUGAUGGCCCAUCUUGGUAUAUCUGAACAAUUCCAGAUUUCAGAAGGUCAUGGCAGAGUUAGAAUGCUUGUUAGUUAGUUUAGUUAGGAGAUCAUCUCUUCCUUCGGCAGCCUAUUGGUUUAGAGUUUGUCACCUAAACAACAGGUAAAGUUCAAGUGCUGAGAGAGAGCUUUGUGGUUAAAACUAGGUGUAUUCUAAAGUACCUCCAUUUUAUGGAUGUCAGUGUGUUAUGCUUGUAUGUGAUUGUUUGAACCAUAAAUUAUUUUUGUGGAUUAUAACCUGUCGAUUGUAUCAAUUAUGGCCAGUUUUAAACUUUCUAUUUCUUA
Camellia sinensis is the source of this 2532-nucleotide messenger RNA. The record is from RefSeq and is a predicted model, not a curated record. Lineage: Eukaryota; Viridiplantae; Streptophyta; Magnoliopsida; Ericales; Theaceae.